Drosophila simulans is the source of this 1386-nucleotide messenger RNA. Its product is annotated as threonine-rich protein. NCBI's taxonomy places the organism in Eukaryota, Metazoa, Arthropoda, Insecta, Diptera, Drosophilidae. The transcript has 2 exons. The record is from RefSeq and is a predicted model, not a curated record. The coding region runs from base 67 to 1305 and encodes 412 amino acids.
AAGCCAGUAGCAUUCAGUACGUAUUCGAGAUCCGUUAAGUCGGUUAGUUAAGUGGGCAUACUAAAAAUGAAGUUCGCUAUUGCCCUGUGCCUGCUAUUGGCCACCAGUGGCUUUGCCAUGGUUCCCAAACAUCCCGCCGACCUAGUCUCCAUGUUGGCUCGCCAACAGUUCGCCGUUCGCACUUUAAUGGGCGCUCCCGAGGCACGGGAUGAAUCGAACCUGGUCAAUGACUGCUUCAACCACUACAUGGAGGACCAGACCAACGUGAUCAUGAGCUACAACCUACAGUACACCGGAUGUCUGAGGACCGCACAAACUGGUCGGGAUGAGCUCACUAAGGAGAGCGCCUCGGAGCGCGAAGCCCUUCUGGAUCGCACCAACAAAAUGUGCUCCAGUCUGACCCAGUGCGAUACCCUUGUUGAUGGCCUGGAUUUCUUCGACUGCUACCGCAAUGCCUCCUCCGACAGCUACAAGGUUAUGUUCACCCUGAACAGUGACUCCAGUCUGGACUUCAAUCGCAUCAGUGCCAAGUACCAAGUGAUCGAGACCGAUCUUACCGACUGUGUGGAUUCAGCUCGCUUGGAUUACGCCCACGACAUGGACGCGUGCGACGAGAAUCUGACGUUGUGCUUAAAGGGAGGCGAGACUUCCCCUCAACCGACUGUCCCCACUACGACUUCUGGGGCUCCAUCGACUACUACGACUACUGAAGCUCCAGUGUCCACUACUCCUGUAGCUCCAUCGACAACUACGACUACUGAAGCUCCAGUGUCCACUACUCCUGUAGCUCCAUCGACUACUACGACAACUGAAGCUCCAGUGUCCACUACUCCAGUAGCUCCAUCGACUACUACGACUACUGAAGCUCCAGUGUCCACUACUCCUGUAGCUCCAUCGACAACUACGACUACUGAAGCUCCAGUGUCCACUACUUCUGUAGCUCCAUCGACUACUACAACUACUGAAGCUCCAGUGUCCACUACUCCUGUAGCUCCAUCGACAACUACGACUACUGAAGCUCCAGUGUCCACUACUCCUGUAGCUCCAUCGACUACUACAACUACUGAAGCUCCAGUGUCCACUACUCCUGUAGCUCCAUCGACUACUACGACUACUGAAGCUCCAGUGUCCACUACUCCUGUAGCUCCAUCGACUACUACGACUACUGAGGCUCCAGUGUCCAGUACUCAAGAGAGCACUACCGAAGCCACUUCCACUUCCGAGCGUUCACCUGAGGAAGAUAUCGACAGAUCCUUGCGUCUCGGUCAGAGGAGAUCUUGGAACCUGUUUAAGCGCUUCUUCUAAUCUUGAGGAAUUUUGUAUUAUUUAUUGCAUUCAAUGGGAAAAUUUAAGAAUCCUAAUAAAUUUUGCUGCCGAUAAAGCGUA